Messenger RNA from Ogataea polymorpha, 8174 nucleotides. RefSeq lists its product as uncharacterized. The transcript is spliced from 2 exons. Gene Ontology annotation, molecular function: single-stranded DNA binding; ubiquitin protein ligase activity. Gene Ontology annotation, cellular component: nucleus; Rad6-Rad18 complex. The record is from RefSeq and is a predicted model, not a curated record. Bases 1 to 879 code for a protein of 292 amino acids. NCBI's taxonomy places the organism in Eukaryota, Fungi, Ascomycota, Pichiomycetes, Pichiales, Pichiaceae. Gene Ontology annotation, biological process: protein monoubiquitination; DNA damage tolerance.
AUGGCGACAUUCACUGAUCCGCUCGACUCCAUCACCGAUCCGAGCGACUGGGCCGACUCCACCUUCCCAAACCUGUCCAAGCUGGACUCGCUUCUUCGCUGCCAUAUUUGCAAAGAUUUCCUAAAGGCCCCGGUGUUGACGUCCUGCGACCAUAUAUUCUGCUCUGUGUGUAUUAGACGCAGCUUGGAGAGCGACAAGAAGUGUCCUUUGUGCCACGAGGAGACGUACGAAAGCAAGCUGCGCAAGGUGCUUCUUCUGGACGAGAUAUCAACCUGGUUCACACGAAACCGACCAGAACUGCUUGACAAACACAGACCCACAGCGAAUAACACCCCGGAGCCUGUGGCUGCACUAGAGCCGGAAAAGCCUGCAGCGCCGCUCAGAUACGAGUCGCGCAAGAAACGCGCGGCGGAGGACCCGCUCGUGGAGUGUCCGGUAUGCUCCACGUUCAUGUCUGCGGACGAGCUGCAGACAUCCCAUAUAGACAGUUGUCUGUCCAACAAGCGAGCCAGGCCGAGCCCGAGCCGGCCGGUGAUUUCGAGUUUUUUCAAGAAAGAGCGCACGCCACAGACACAGCCCGAGUUCGUCAAGAAGAAGACCAAGAUCACCAAUUUGGACCCCACAAUAUCCACCAACAAGCUCAAGGAAAAGCUUAAUUAUUGGAACCUUCCGACAGGCGGGACACGGUACCAGAUGGAGACCCGUAUGAAGGAGUUCAUCAGCAUGUAUAACGCGAAUCUGGACUCGGUGAAUCCCGUCGACGACCGCGUGUUGAUCAACCGGCUCAUGAAAUGGGAAGGAACUUACUCGCUGAGCAAUACGGCGGGCGAUACGGCGGAGGAUGGUGCGCAGUGGCGCAGACGGCCAGAGCCAACAUGAACCGCAUCAAUACCAAAUUAGAUAGUACCGAUUAAUCUAUUCUAUUAUGUCCUUACUUUCCACCAGCUUGAGCGACGGGAUGUACGGCAUGCUGCCGAUGCUCAUUUUCGCGUCGGUGAGCUCCAAAGUGCGCUUCAAAACCCGCUGCACCACGUCGACUGUAUGUUUGAGUGACGUUUCGAGGUUCCUGGUGCGGUGGAAAAUGUCUGUGAGUAGUCCCAGAAACAGGUCCCCAGACCCAGAGAAAACUGCAGGAACCUGAUCUACCGGCACUGCAAACGUCCUUUCUGGGUCCAGACACCCUACGCAGUACAUUGCGCCAUCCAGGCUGACCGAUGUGAUCACGACGUACUGCACGUUGUAGAGAUCGUAGAACCGGGUAACACUAGCGGUAAGCGAGUCCCAGUCAGAAAUCUUGGUGUCUGUGAGCGUUUCCAUCUCGAACUGGUUGGGUGUUGUAAGCGUGACCAGGCCGGCUGGAUCCUUUAGGAUGCGUUUAUAGACAGGAAUGAGGUUUUGGUCGACGUACAGCUUGUCGUUGUCGCCGAGGAUGGGAUCGAGCACCACCAGCGGUUUGUGGCUCAGUUUAGCUAGAAUGUCAGCGAUACAUUCGAGAUUUGGCACACUAGCAACAUAGCCAACGAUGACGGCGUCGUACUCCAGCCCGAUCUCUACAAGUCCCUCAAAAAUGUCUGCGAUUGUGGCCGCGUCGGUCUUGGAGCCCUUGAAGGUUCUAAAGCCAGGAUGGUUCGACAGGUUCGUUGUGUUGAUGCAAUCGACGUUCCAUCCACGCAGGUUCAAUGGGAACUGGAUCGCUCUGUUACCUACCGUGCCAUGGACAACAUGGGAGGAGAAAGACAGAACGUUCAUCGAAGAUAAGGAAAAAAAAUAUAUGCACUCAAGACUUUAUAAAUUUAUUGUAUAUGUACACUUGCCGUAACUUUAUCCCAAGCUUAUUUUUUCAGACCCAAAGACAGACCUUUCUCUCUUCUGGCAUGCGAAAGUGCAGCAAUGAUGGCGGCACCAACACCAGAUCCGUCCUCGGCCUGUUUGAUCUGGAUAGGGUGGUCCUUCAUGUCGAUACCAUCCCAGCCGAACACGUCGCUCAGGCCCUGUGCUGCCCUUUCUGGGAAGUAUGGGUACUUGAGGAAGACGGAUCCGUCAGCGGCAACGUGGCACUUUUUGUAGUUCAUCUUUUUGCACACGGCAGAGAUACCACAAAUCGAGAGUCUGGCUGCUCUGGUUCCGAUAAAUUGCGACAGCUUUCUCACGUACAGUCUCUCCUCGAAAGUGGUGUCGAUGAAGAGUUUGUUGGAGAACUCAUUCGACACGACGCUCAAUGAAGGGGUGUCGUCAGCCUCAGCGAUAGACAGGAAAGAUGUGUCCAGGAAGUAUGGGGUUUCGAGGUUCUUGAUCUGCUCCGAAGACUCAGUGUAGCUCUUGAAAAUGAGUCCCUUUUUGUAGGUGUCCAGCAUAAUCAUUCUGAGAAGUUCUCCUAGGUAGUAGCCGGAAGUCAUUUUCUCGAAAGACUGUUGUCCCGGUCUUGGAGACUCGUCGUCGAUUCUGAUGUCGAACUUCGUUCUUGGAAGAACCUUGUGUGCAUUAUCGAAAGAACCGUAUUCGCAGUUGAUCAGCAUUGGAGACUCUGGGUCGAUAUCGUCGUAAAGCUUUCCCUUCAGCUUAGGGAUGUUCUUGAUGCGGUCGUAGUAUGCUCCGUUGACACCAGUACCAAAAAUACAGCCCAUCUCCGUGAGCUCGUCUGUGUAUCUCGAUGCAACAAGGGUUCCGCUGGUGUCGUUGAUCAGGGCACCAAUCUUGAUAGGCAGGCCCUUCUUCUCGACCUGUUCCAUCAGAAGAGGCACCACGUCGUGGCCCUCGACAUUAGGAAUAUCAAAACCUUUGGUCCAUCUCUGUAGAACACCCUCAAAAAUGCUGUUUUGCGUGGCUGGGUACGAAAAAGUGAAUCCCAAGGGGAAAACAGCGUCCGAUGGAAUUCCGUCAGGGUGUUUCGACUUAAGAAAGUCUUCCAGACAUUGAGCAAUGAACUCAAACAGCUCGUCUCUGUUCUUGGUUGUUCUCAUGUGGCUUGGGAUGUGGUACUUAGUUUGUUCGGUAGAAAACUUGUGGUCUCCAAGCAAGUGAGCAAGGACAACACGAAGGUUUGUUCCUCCCAAGUCGAUGGCAAGGUAAUCGCCGGUCUCAGAACCGUUCGGGUAUUCCAACACCCAGGCAGGGUUCAUGGGGAUACCGGUAGGAUCUGUUCCGUCCGCGUUACCUCUCUCGAGUUCCUCGAUGAAGUAAUCGAUGAUCUUGUGGAGAGUCUCGGUUGGCACCCAGAACAGCUCCUUGUAGGUCUCGAUCUCUUUAGCCAGGUCUGCUGGCAGCGGUUUGUCGUCGAUACUCAUUAUAGGCUAAAAUAUAAUAAUGUGGUAUUAUUUUUCAAAACAGAGAAUAAAGCUCUUUUUAUAUUCUACUCUGGUGGGCCGGAAAAAUUCUUUAGGACAACGCACCACCCCUCGGCAUACAUUUCUCCAGCGACCUCCACCUAACUCCACUUUCAUCACUAUAAGCAUUUACUGGGGUAGUACCGGGGUCAUACUACUGCAUUAUUCAACAAUAGAAAAGUCUCCAGAUUUAUAAAGAUGUGCACCGGCCCAUGCUGAAAAAGUAAAUCGAAAUUUUCUAGCAAACAAUAGCGACUGGCUUUUUUCGUAAAAUUCGCACACGUUUUUCCGUGGCCAUGCAGGUGCGACAAAAACAGUCGGAAAAAGUCGCCCAUCUGAUGUCAUGUCAAUCCCUCUUCACAUGCCCGCCGUCCACGCAGAGCCGGUAGAAGUAUGAGUCCGGAUUUUCCAGCAACUUUUGCGGGUUGUCGAACUCUUGCACCUCGCCAUUAUCCAGCACCAGCACCCGGUCAUUAUCCAUAACCGAGUCCAGCCGAUGCGCAAUCGUCAAGAUCGUAAGUUUUUUGAACUCGGAUCGGAUCGUUUCCUGAAUAAUUUUAUCGGUCUGCGCGUCGACGCUCGAAGUGGCUUCGUCCAAAACGAGAAUUUUGGCGCGUCUCGUGCUCUCGUUACGAGACUCCUGCGAACGCAAUAGCACGCGAGCCAAGCACAUCAGCUGACGCUGCCCCACGCUCAGAUUCAUUCCGCUCUCACUCAGCAUGCAAUCGAGCCCCGACUCCACUUGCUGCUCUCUCGCCAUUUUGGUCACGUGAUCGGAUAAUCCGGCUAGCUCGAGGCAUCUCCACAGCUGGGUGUCUGCAUACUGCGCCAGUGGGUCCAAGUUGUAGCGGACGGUGCCGUUGAUGCACUGGGCGUCCUGCGGGAUUAUAGCAAGGUUGCUCCGCACGUCAUGCAGGCUUAGCGUGCUGGUAUUGACCCCGUCCACCUCGAUGUGGCCCUCGAUUGGCUCGAUGAUCCGGAACAGCGACAGCAUCAGCGAGGACUUUCCUGACCCCGUGCGGCCCACGAUUCCGAUUUUCUCGCCUGCACGAAUGCUUAAAUUGAUGUUUUUCAGCACCGGGUCCAAGUUGUCCCUGUAGCGCGUCGAGUAGUUUUUGAACUCGAUGGUUCCCUUUGACGGCCAGUUUGGCGGCGGGCUUGCGGGGUUUUUCAGUUUCUCUUCCGGCUCCAGCUUGCAAUACUCGAACACCCUCUCGCAGCACACAAUGUCCGACUCGAUUUCCACCGACCGUUUAACAAUAAAAUUCAAUGAGCUGGUAACUCUGAGAGCAUAGCUCAUCACCAGACCGACCAGACCCGCGCUGAGCGCAUGACUGGUUCGCAGGGAGAGCAGGGCAAGUGUCGAUGUGGAAAAAAUCACCACAGAGCCGAUGAACUGCAGUCUGGUGGACAGCCAUCUGUUAACGGACUUCAUGCAGUAGGCAGAGACCUGGUUGAGGUCGAUGUUGGAGCAGUGCUUGUACACAAAUUUCGACUCCUGGUCGUAAGCCCGGAUGGUCUCUGCGCCGGCGAGCGACUCCUGGAUGUGAGCAAAAAUCGGGCUCUUGGUGAUGGAGACAAUUCGCUUCAGAUCGCGCGAAACAAUAAUGUAGAAUUUCUGGUAGUACAGGUAAACCACCGAGAGCGCAGCAAUGAUGAGCACGAACGGCGGCAUCGUGGAUCCGAUGAUCACGAGAGUGAAUAUAGUCUUGAUGACAGAAUUGAACACCGCAGCAAACACCCGUGGCAACGCAGAGUCGAUCUUGGACAUGUCCUGGCUGAACCUGUUGAUGACUCUUCCCAGCGGUGUUGUUUCGAAAAACGACAUUGGCGACGCCAGCACUGCCGUCGCCAUAUCGUUGUGCAAUUUCUUCGACGCCCGGAUCGAGCACCAGCUCCACAUGAUCAUGGCUCUGAAAAGCGUGAAUAAGCCCGAGCUAACUCCAAAUAGAGCGUACACGCCCACGUACAGACCGACGUGGUCGUUGGAGCCCGUCUUGUCGUUGUGCUCACCCCAGUGCUUCAGCCAGUAGUUGCCACAAACGCUAAGCCCCACAGUGAUGACAAUCAGGCCACAAACGCUGAAAAUCCCCGUGUAGCUGCACGCACGAGCAUAGUUGCGGUACACUGACAGGCUCACGUGACCCUUCUCCUUCUUCUCUUCUGUCUGGGCUGUUCUGCGCUCGAUCUUGGAGAGCGAUUGCUUGCGCCCCAGAGACAGCACGCUGGCCGCCCCAACAGAUUUUCGGGACGCCACCUUGACCAAGUCUGCAGGCUCGACUCCCGCGUACUCGAACCCGCCUUCCUCAAUGUCCCUUUCUAUCUCUGCAACCGUCGAGGCAGACGAGCUCCGUACGUAGGUGGAGUCCUCCUCUUCAGUGUUCUGGCCAAAGUCGGACACCAGCGCAAAUAGCUGGCCUUUAGCAGCCAUCACCUCGUCGAACGAGCCGGACUCGGAAAUUUGGUUGUCGGAAAUCAGGUAUAUUUUUUCUGCGCGACUCAGAACCUUGAUAUUGUUGGUAGCCAAUAUUUUGGCCUUGGUGGAGAGAAUUCCGUCUGGACCCAAAACUUCACGGAUCAGCUUCUGUCCAACGUGGACGUCGACUGCACUUAAAAUGUCGUCCAGCAGAUAAACGUCGGCCCGCAUGUAGACGGCUCUUGCAAGGGCCAGCCGGGCCUUCUGUCCACCGGAGAGACUGAUACCUUUCUCACCAACAAGCGUUUCAUCACCGUCUGGCAAAAUCUCGAGAUCUGGUUUCAGCUGGCACGCCUGUAUCGUCUUUUCGUAGAAAUCAAGCUCAAAUUUGUGACCAAACAGGAUAUUUUCCUUCACCGAAGCGUUCAAGAUCCAUGGGACUUGGGAGCAGUAAGCCACCGAGCCGUGGACUUCUAAUUUCUGUUUCUUUUGGGGGUCCACAGGAAGCGAGCUCAGCUCUCCCAGAAUGCACUGGAGGAACGUUGAUUUGCCGGCUCCCACGCGUCCCACGAUGCAUGUCAAAUGGCCCUUUUUCGCGGUGAAUUUGACGUUUUUCAGUGCAAUUUUGGUCUCGUCAAUAUUCUGCUCCUCGUCAUAGUUAUCCUGGUAUUUUUGGGGAAUUUUCGACCACAAGAAGUUGCAGUUGUCUAUCUCCACGGAAACCGCUCCGAUAUUGGUUUGUUUUGGCAGUCUGGUGAACAGCUCGUUGUCUAUCUCGUCGGCCAGCAAAAAAUUCGUCAGUCUUUUAAGAGACACACCGGACUCAAUCAUUGCAGUCAUGAGUGCCGGAAUUGCAAAAAUCGGAUCGGAGAGAAGGUCAAAGAGCGACAAGGCCGGGAACACGAUUUCGGGCGUGAGCGGCGUUUUCGAGGUGUACGCGAAAAUUGCAAAUGUGGAGCAAGACACAAAGAAUGGAACACAGGUCCAGGCAAAAUUCACCACGGCAGAAAGAAUACCGAUUUUGUUCAGGUUGCGCAGUUCUUUCUCGUUUCUGGCCUCCGACAGUCUCUCCAGCAUUGGCUUUUCCCAAGCGUACAGUUUGAUAGACUUGACAUUUUGCAACAACUCGGCCACCAGCGAGGUCCGGUGGUCCUUGAGAGUCAUCUGCUCACGGUGGAAUUUCCGCAGACUCCGCACGAGGUACGCGUUGAUUGGCAUCAUGAUGGCCAUAGUGCCAAUUCCUGCCCACGUAGCAUUGCCAAGCAGCGAAUGGAGCGACCACAAACAGAGCACAAGUCUCGUCGGAGCACUAAAUAGCGUCUGGACGUAGGAAGUCAGUUCUUGCAACCGUGUCACAUCCACCGACAUCAGAUUGACAAUAUCACCGGUUGAGCGCUGCAGUCUGCUUUCUGGAGACAAUUUGAUCGAUUUCGAGUAAACCAGGUUCAUCAGGCCAGCCUUGGUACCCAGAGAGGCUUCAACGGUCUUUAUAAAAUACUGGUUGUACAUCAGAGCUUCAAAGAGCGAGAGAACGAACAUCGCAAUAGCCAGUGAGAACCCAAUGAUAAUCGGCGGAUCGUCUGUCCUGCUGAAAAACCUGAUCAGCUGUUUGAGCAGCUGUGGCUGGAUAAAAGAAGUGAUACUGUCUGACAUGUCGUAGAAGAGCGAGAUCAUAACAGGGAAGCCAAACGAGCGAAUCAGUGCCAUUAGCAGUGAUGGUCGGCUUUUUGACAGCUCCUUGCGCCACUGCUGCUCAAUCUUGGGGGCUGCGUACGCAGUGGUGACCAAAACUGGCGGCGGUGGCAGGUCACUGUGAUCCAAGCUUUUUUUCCGAUAUCCAGUCAUGAUGAGGUCAUUCAUCCAGGUGAACGUCAUGAGAGAAACAAUAUUCACCUGGGUUGUAUCAAUGUUGUGUUCAAUGCAGAAAUUGAUCAGCUCGUAGGAAACAGGGUGUUUCCAGUACUCGGCUGCCGUGAUUGUCAAACCCAAAGCCACCAUCAGGUCCAGUAGAAUAGCGUUGUCGACGAGCUUGUAAGAGCUGAAUCUUUGCUGGAAUGCCAUCAUGGCCACGAGCAGGGUCUGAAGUGGCCAAAAGAAGAGCAACGGCCCUGGCUGGACAAGGAAACGGGCCGUCUCUAUGCUAUGGAGCAAAAAAGCUAAGCACAGCGUAAUCAAAUGCAGAGUGUACACGGCGGACUCCAGACUCGAGAAACUAAAUUCAUGGAACUCGAGCACAUAGGCCACCACAAAUGCAGCAACCAGCCCCAGCUUGAUCCGCUGGUAUCUGGUCGAGGCGCCCUUACAGCUAGCUUUCCGGAUGCCCCCAAAGCAGAGCUGUUGAAGACAGCAAAGCCCAAAAAUCAGCGAAAACACACACCACAGAAGCGCAACAAAACAUCCGUUGAGCGCGCUCGACGUGGGACUAGCUAGCGGAG